GCUUUCUCUGUUUCACGUCUCUGUAUCCGAUCCCAGCGCAGAGGAGAUACCCCCUCCUCGCCCAGUCUUGUCUCUCUGAUGAAUCUACAUCCAUUCGCGACGAAAAAACUCAUCCCCAUAUGACUUGGCUUGGACUUAAAGGCGCGCGGCUGUGUUGCGUAAAAGCGCAGUGAACAUGCCGAAGACGGCGUCUUCCAGAGUGUCAUCCUUUUUUAUUGAGAACCUGCUUUCCACUGCGCGCACUGAGGACAAAUCGGAGCGAGGCGACGAUGAAGCUGUCGCGGGUCCAUCACUGACAGCCUCAAACACCGAUACAAUCGCUCCACUGUCAGAGGGCUCAGUGUCAGCUGCCCGCUCCACGCGCACAGACUCACCGCUGGAGUGGUACCGUCCGAGUGUUGUCCCGAUCUUCGGAGUUUCGCAAACAGCCCAUAGUCCACAGGACACCUCUAACCCAGAGGAGCAAUUGUCUUCUGUGUCGCCUUGUGGGAGAACUUCUCCAGAGUCCAUAACCGAGGGCAGUGAUGAGACGGACAGAAGGAGCAGUGAGAACAGCCCACUGGAGGAUGGAGAGGACGCACAAAGCAGCCGUGAUAGUCGUCUGGAUCAGGGAUCCUGUCGCAAAAAGAAAACCCGCACGGUGUUCAGCCGCGGCCAGGUGUUCCAGCUGGAGUCCACCUUUGACGUGAAGCGCUAUCUGAGCAGCACUGAGCGGGCGGGCCUAGCCGCAACGCUGCAGCUCACAGAGACCCAGGUCAAGAUCUGGUUCCAAAACCGCAGGAACAAGUGGAAAAGGCAACUGGCGGCGGACCUGGAGGUGUCUCACUUCCCCAACAACGGACAGCGCAUAGUGAGAGUGCCCAUCCUGUACCACGAAGGUCCAACGUCCACUGGCUCUCUGGGGCUUAGCCUGAACGGGCCGCACGUGUCCCCGGUGCCGGGCUUCGCCAACUCUAUCAGCUACCCACUGUCCUCUUUCGCACAGUCCAUGAACGUGCUGAGGUCUCAGAUGUCCGGCCUGGUCUAA
Periophthalmus magnuspinnatus is the source of this 1027-nucleotide messenger RNA. It is a transcript of the gene hmx1, whose product is annotated as H6 family homeobox 1. Gene Ontology annotation, cellular component: nucleus. The coding region runs from base 176 to 1027 and encodes 283 amino acids. Lineage: Eukaryota; Metazoa; Chordata; Actinopteri; Gobiiformes; Gobiidae. The record is from RefSeq and is a predicted model, not a curated record. Gene Ontology annotation, biological process: negative regulation of DNA-templated transcription; regulation of transcription by RNA polymerase II. The transcript is spliced from 2 exons. Gene Ontology annotation, molecular function: RNA polymerase II transcription regulatory region sequence-specific DNA binding; DNA-binding transcription factor activity, RNA polymerase II-specific.